Messenger RNA from Rhodamnia argentea, 3731 nucleotides. Its product is annotated as endo-1,4-beta-xylanase 1-like. Gene Ontology annotation, biological process: carbohydrate metabolic process. The transcript is spliced from 9 exons. Lineage: Eukaryota; Viridiplantae; Streptophyta; Magnoliopsida; Myrtales; Myrtaceae. Gene Ontology annotation, molecular function: hydrolase activity, hydrolyzing O-glycosyl compounds. The record is from RefSeq and is a predicted model, not a curated record. The coding region runs from base 731 to 3538 and encodes 935 amino acids.
AAUUGGUCUCUCUAUUGGGAUUGCCGGCUGAAGGUGCUCUUUACCAGAUUUGAUAGCAAGGUUUUAGCUGGAGAUGACAAUGGAGAUGUUAAAUUUAUUGCAGAAAUACAGUGCCCGUCGAGCAGGAUGUCUUGCAAGUCUCUGGUGCUAACUGCUGGUGCUGCUGUCUCUUUCGUUAGCCACGACUCCAACCGAGCAAAUUAUGACCUGCAAAUUAUCGCGACCCAGAAAUGCUAAGUUAAUGUACUUAAACCACAUUGAUUGGAUGUUCGACUUCUCGAGAAAAUUAGAUUUCACCCAAUUCACAAAGAUGGGAUACCAGCUAUGUUUCCUUUCAAAUCGAUGACUACGAAAAAAUAGCAGGGGGACCUCGAAACAAGGAUAGAUUAAGGAGUCUUGAAUCCCGGAAGGAAUGAGAACCUUCAUUUCCAAUACAAGCAUCCGAAGCGCAAGUUGGGCUACAACUCAAAUCUGCAAGACAAAGCAAAAACGAGCCGAGAAUUGAUGGAGCGUCACCCUUACCCAGAAGCAAUUCUGUUUGUUCUAGAUGAUGCUCCGUUAGCCCCACCGCAGAGGAAUGCGGCUUUUCGACGUAAUCUUUGACAAGGUAAACAAAAUGCUUCUGGAAUCAGUACUCACGAUCGACAUUGAUGGGUUUUCUCUGUCUUGAUUGCCCAGUCCCGCUCUUUUCUUAUGCUUCACUUGAUCAUCUUGUUGCAGAGUCUAUAAAAUGAGAAGGGUUUGUCCCUGCUGCUUCACAAGUCUUGCCCAAACCCAUCCCAAGCACCGGAGCCAUCAGGUAUCCAAAGAGACUGCUGAUAACCGAAAGACUAUAAGUGCUAGCGACAACUCAGAGUAUCUGAACCAGGUCAUGGCCAACUCAAGCAGUAGUCAAGGGACAAAUAUCAUACAGAAUCAUAAUUUCGCUGUUGGAAUGCAUUCUUGGCGUCCCAAUUGCUGUGAAAGCUGGGUGGUCUCUGGAGAAUCGGGUGAUUCCUAUGCUGUGGUUACAAAUAGAAAAGAAUGCUGGCAAGGAUUGGAACAAGACAUCACAAGCAAGGUUUCUCCAGGUUCCACUUAUUCUGUUUCUGCCUGUGUUGGAGUGUCGGGGUCUCUUCAAGGCUCUGCUGAUGUAUUGGCAAGUCUGAGGCUAGAAUACCAAGAUUGUGCAACUACAUAUAAGCGCAUUGGAAUAACUUCUGUAUCAAAAGAGAGGUGGGACAAGGUGGAGGGCUCAUUUUCUUUGUCAAGUAUGCCAAACCAAGUUGUCUUUUACCUUGAAGGGCCUUCUCCUGGAAUAGACUUACUUAUAAAAUCAGUGGUGAUAACGUGUCCAAGUGCAAACGGAAAAGAGAGAGUGGACAGGGAAUGCAUAGCUGCUGGUGAUGAGAACAUCAUCCUUAAUCCCAUAUUUGAUGAUGGAUUGAACAAUUGGGCUGGGAGAGGUUGUAAGAUUUUCUUACACGACUCUAUGGCUGAUGGGAAGAUAGUUCCACAGUCCGGGAAGUACUUUGCAUCUGCAGCAGAACGGACCCAGACCUGGAAUGGGAUUCAGCAAGAAGUUACUGGAAGGCUGCAAAGAAAACGUGCUUAUGAAGUCACUGCACUGGUUCGUAUAUUUGGUAACAAUGUCAGCAGCACUGGCGUCCAGAUCACACUGUGGACCCAAAUGCCAGAUCUCCGUGAGCAGUACAUAGGCAUAGCCAAGGUGCAAGCAACAGACAAGGACUGGACACAAAUGCAGGGGAAGUUUCUCUUGAAUAGUUCCCCGUCAAAAGUUAUUAUCUACAUUGAAGGUCCACCUGCGGGUACCGAUAUUCUUGUGAACAGCUUAACAGUGAGGCAUGCAGCAAAAGCUGCUCCUUCUCCUCCACCAAUUAUUGAGAAUCCAGCUUUUGGAGUAAAUAUAAUUGAGAACAGUGACCUAAACAAUGGGACUAAUGGAUGGUUCCCCCUUGGUAGCUGCACUUUGAACAUUCAAACUGGUUCGCCGCACAUUCUUCCCCCAGUGGCAAGAGAUUCGCUUGGGCCUCAUGAACCUUUGAGUGGCCGUUACAUCCUCGUGACAAAUCGCACAGACACUUGGAUGGGCCCUGCUCAGAUGAUCACUGAUAAGCUCAAACUCUUUUUGACAUAUCAAGUUUCCACUUGGGUACGGAUAGGUUCUGGUGCAAGUGGUCCUCAAAAUAUUAAUGUUGCACUUGGUGUGGACAACCAAUGGGUGAAUGGUGGACAAGUCGAGGCUAAUGAUGACAGAUGGCAUGAACUUAGUGGUUCAUUCAGAAUCGAAAAGCAACCAUCAAAGGUCAUGGUCUACAUCCAGGGUCCUGCUUCAGGUGUUGACUUGAUGGUUGCAGGGGUUCAAAUAUUCCCUGUUGAUCGACAUGCGAGGUUUAAGCAUCUGAAAAAUCUGACUGAUAAGCUCCGUAAGCGUGAUGUUGUCUUGAAGUUUUCUGGUGCGGAUUCAAGCAGCUUGCUUGAUGCUACCGUGAUUGUCAAACAGACACAAAACAGUUUUCCGUUUGGCUCGUGCAUAAGCAGAACAAACAUAGAUAACGAAGAUUUUGUUGAUUUCUUCGUAAAGAAUUUCAACUGGGCUGUUUUUGGGAAUGAAUUGAAGUGGUACUGGACGGAGCCUCAAAAGGGAAACUUUAACUACCGGGAUGCCGAUGAGAUGCUUGACUUGUGUAAGAACCACGGCAUAGAAACCAGAGGCCAUUGUAUCUUUUGGGAAGUGGAGAGCAUGGUUCAGUCAUGGGUCCGAUCCCUCAACAACAAUGACUUGAUGAGCGCUGUUCAAAACCGUUUAAACGGGCUUCUUUCUCGCUACAAGGGCAAGUUCAAUCACUAUGAUGUGAACAACGAGAUGCUGCACGGAUCAUUCUUUCAAGGUAGAUUGGGAAAAGAUAUCCGAGCAAAUAUGUUUAAGACAGCACACCGACUAGAUCCUUCUGCCUCACUGUUUGUGAAUGAUUACCAUGUGGAAGAUGGGUGCGAUCCCAAGUCAUGCCCUGAGAGCUACAUAGAACAGAUUCUUGAUCUACAGGAACAAGGCUCACCGGUUGGCGGAAUCGGGAUUCAAGGGCAUAUAGAUAGUCCAGUGGGACCAAUUGUUAGUUCGGCUUUGGAUAAGCUGGGCAUUCUCGGCCUUCCGAUAUGGUUCACUGAGCUCGAUGUGUCCUCUGUUAAUGAGUACGUACGAGCUGAUGAUCUGGAAGUCAUGCUCCGAGAAGCAUUUGCACAUGCUGCAGUCGAUGGGAUAAUGCUGUGGGGCUUCUGGGAGCUGUUUAUGAGCCGAGACAACGCGCACCUGGUCAACGCGGAGGGGGAUGUCAAUGAAGCCGGCAAGAGAUACCUCGCACUCAGGAAGGAGUGGUCGUCUCAUGCUCAUGGACAUGUUGACGAACAAGGCGAGUUUGCGUUCAGAGGAUUCCACGGGACAUACGACGUCACGAUCGUUACCACUGCUAAACGGACUACGAAGAGCUUUGUCGUUGAUGAGGGCGAGUCCCCGCUCGUCGUGUCUAUAAGUCUUUGAGUCACAUGAGAGUGCUGCAACUGAAUAUUGUCAUCUGGUAAAUUCCUGAUCAAAUUGCAUGAUGUAAGGGGGGGACACGACUGUACAUAGCAUGGUUUGCAAAGGGAUUGAUUCAUGUCUAUAUUGUAAUCUUAAAGCCCGAGAUAAUAAUAUGGUUGCUGCUUGCUAAGAAUCUGAUUGAACCUUUGGAUCA